This is a messenger RNA of Dermatophagoides pteronyssinus (European house dust mite), 3162 nucleotides long. RefSeq names its product integrin alpha-8-like. Gene Ontology annotation, molecular function: integrin binding. Gene Ontology annotation, cellular component: integrin complex; external side of plasma membrane. Gene Ontology annotation, biological process: cell-matrix adhesion; cell-cell adhesion; integrin-mediated signaling pathway. The record is from RefSeq and is a predicted model, not a curated record. NCBI's taxonomy places the organism in Eukaryota, Metazoa, Arthropoda, Arachnida, Sarcoptiformes, Pyroglyphidae.
UCAAUCAUCUAAACACAUAAUAAUAAUGUUUGACUACAAACAAAAUGUUUUUUAAUCGAUAUUUACGUUUUGAUAGAAUCUUAUUAUAUUGGAUUAUAUUUAUUAUUAUUAUCAUCAUAUUCGUUAAUGGUCAACGUGAUAAUGAUGAUGAUAGUGAUAAUCGUAAUUCUAUACAAUUUAAUGUUGAUUUUAAAUUUCCAAUCAUAAUCGAUCCAAUCGAGCAACAUAAACAACAUGGUUUUGAUAAUAUUCCAGUGUUAAGUUCAUUGGUGGCUAUUAAAGGUCAAGAUGGUCAGCAUUUUAUGUUGAUGGGAUCACCAAAUUUUUAUGAAUCAAAUAAUGAUCUUAUCACCGGUGCAGUAUUUUCAUGUCCAGUCAUGGCAAAAUCAACAAAAUGUGAAAGAAUUCUUGUCAAUGACAAUGUUGAAAUCUAUGGCUCAAAUUUACAUUAUCAGCAAUCAAAUAAAUCAUUGUUUGGUAUGACCAUGCAGCUUACUGCUCAAACAUUAAUUAUUUGUGCUCCGAAUUGGGUGGGACCUGAUGAUACACCCGAAGGAAUUUGUUUUGCGAUGGAUCGCCAACAACCAACCAAACAACGUGUCAUUUUUAAAUAUGCUCGCGAAACAUUAGUUCGAUCAAAUCGACCAUAUGAAUCGCAUAAUUUGUUCGGUUUUUCUAUUGCCUACAAUCCUCGUAGCAAUGAUCUGCUGUUUGGUCUGCCUGGAUUUAAAGAUUUUUCCGGCACUAUUUGUCGUUUAGCUGAAAAUUUAUCUGUUGAAAAAAUUAAAUUACCAGAAUAUCGAAAGACAACAACUAAUACGUAUAGUGGAUACAGUGUAGCAUUUUUUCCAUUGGAUGAAUCAUUUGAUGUUUUACUUGCAUCGACACCUAAAUAUCUUAAUUUUAAAGGUAAAAUCGAACUAAUCGAUACAAAUAGUCGUCAAGUAUUGGCCACGUUUAUGAGUAAAAAUGAUACAAUGGCGGAAUUUUAUGGAGCAACAAUGUUAGUUGUUGAUAUUGAUGGAGAUGGCCAACAUGAAUUGGUUGUCGGAGCACCAUUAUAUUCCAUUAGUACAAAACGUCGUGAAAUAGGUCGUGUAUAUCUUUAUGGUAAUAUCCGCCAAAGUAUGAUCGGAACAAGACGUUUAUACAGCGAACAAAUUAUCGUAUCACCAUCAAAAUCGAGUGGUAGUCGAUUUGGUGCCAAUUUGGCUGCAGUCGAUCUCAAUCUUGAUCGAUAUAUGGAGGUGAUAAUCAGUGCACCGUUUGAAGAGAACGCGGAUCAAUUCGAUACUGGUGCCAUUUACAUCUAUUAUGGAACAUGGCGUGGUCUUGACAUUGACAAUUUUAAGCGAAUAGCACCUGAAAGUAUUGGACAACAGAAUCAACUUGGUUUCGGAUUCAAUGUAUGGACGGAAACAGAUUUCGAUUCAAACGGUUAUGCUGAUCUCGUCAUUGGAACAUUACACCGAUCAUUUGUGUUGCGUUCAUAUCCUAUAAUCAAUAUAAAUGCAUCAAUGAUAUUUGAACCACGAGGAAUUAAUUUCUCUGAUAUUCGACAUUGUAAAGGCACACAAUAUCCGUGUUUUCUAACCACCUAUUGUAUUGAUUUAUCAUCGAAUCGAUUUCAAUUUUCACAACAUGAAUUAACAUUCAACAUCAUCAUAUCUGUUCCGGAUAGAAAUCUUGAUUUGAAAGAAGAACGUGUUCUACAAAAACGUUACAACCAAACAAUACGUACAAAAUCAAAUCGUUAUUGUUCGAAUAAACAACCGAUUAGGAUCGAAUUGAAAAACAAGGAUGACAUUUUCGAUAUUAUAACACCGAUCGAAGUACAAUUAUUAAUUGAAUUACAAUCCAAACAAACGGGACAAUUUUGUCCACAUUGUCCUGUGGCAAAUUCGUUUGCUACCUAUCAAGAGAUUGGAUUUGAACAUGGAUGUGCUCGACAGAUUUGUGUAUCGAAAUUGAUGCUUGAUGCUGAUAUUAAAUAUGGUUCUGGAACAAUUAAAGAAGUAAUUGUUGAAGGUCAAUACAAUACGUUCGAUAUGACUGCAAUGAUUACGAAUUUUGGUGAAUCAUCAAUCAAUACACAAAUGAUAAUACGUAUGGAACCGAUUUUGUUGAAUCUAAUGCCGAGUUCAGAUUUUUCACGUUGUCAUUCUAUCGAAACUGAGAAUGUCUACCGUUGUGAUGUCAAUAAACUAAUGAUCACCAAUCAGAAAGAGAAAUUUGUACUAAGAUUCGAAGCACAAUCAAUACAAAGUCGUUAUGUGUAUUGGGAUUUCGAACUUAAGACCAGUAGUCAAAUUGAUUCGGAUAGUCAACUUCGAUUCCAAAAGAAUGUUACCAUACUAAAGGAAGCUCAAUUUAUCAUGCGAAUGCAAAUGGAAAAUCAUUAUAAUUUUUCAAAUUUUGUUCCUCGUGUUCUUUUUCCCGUUUCGAUUGUAUUAGAAAAAUCUGGUCCAAGUAAUGUGGAUAAUUCAUAUGUUCAAUUUGAAGUUCCAUGGAUGAUCGAAAUGGAACAGCCAUUUCAAUAUCGAUGUAAUAAAAUUCGACAAGGAUUAGAAAAAUCUGUUCGAUUAGAUCUUGUAAAUGGAACAUUGAAAAUGUCAUGUUCAGAAAAUCCACAUGGCUGUUCAAAAUAUCAAUGCAAAUUGAAUCGAUUUGAAAGUGGUUUUCGUAUGAAAAAUUUUGACAUAACAUUAUUGUUUAUAUCAUCACGUAUUAAACCAAGUAUCAAAUAUCGUGAAGUUAUACUGGAACCAUCAUUUUCUCUAUAUCCAAAUGCCAGUAUAUUUUUCUCAUCAAACGAACCAUUCGAUGAAGUAAGACCAUUUUUCUGGUUUAUUAAACAAAACAAUGAAGAAAAUGAACGUCAUCAGAAUAUGAUUAUAUUUGGCAGUGCAGGCCUAGGUAUAAUCAUCAUUAUAUUAACAACAUGUAUAUUGAUUAAAUAUGGAUUUUUUAAACGAAAAAAAUUUGAAGAAUUAAAAAAAGAACGUAUGUCAAUGAUGAUCAAUCCGACAACAACAAUGAUGUUACCAACAAUGGAUAAUACUGAUGGCCAUCAAGAAAUUCAUCAAAUUGGUUCUAUUUCUUAAAAACAAAAAAAAAUGGAAUUUGUCAUUUUUUCUUGUAUUAGCAAAUUUAUUUAUCUGC